CCCAACCCAAAAUAGACUCCCAGCCCAGCAUCACCAGCCUCUCCCACACCUCUCAGCAGCCCUGGGCUGUCACGGUGGCCAAAGUGGCUGCCAGGAGGAAUUUCCCCUCACCACUCGCCCCUCAUGGAGAGAUCCAAGCGGUUCUUUCCACGGGGAUGGUUCAGAGAUGUCAUGGAAAGCCUGGCAGGGGUUGGUAUAAAUCACCCAGGGCUGCAGGCAGGAGGGCAGGCAUCUCCUGGUGGGCUGAGCAGAACCAGAGCUGCUGGUGCUGACAGAACCUCGGGGUGGACAUGAGGAUCUCCUUGGCCCUGCUCGUCCUGCUGCUGGCAGCUGCCUGGACUGGAAGCCACGGGAUGUCCUUCCGCAGCCUCAGAGCCAAGUGCUGCUCCAAGGAAAUGUUCUACCACCGGAAAAUCCAAGAGUCCAGGAUCGUGGGCUACCUGGAAACACCUUCCACCUGCACCCACAGGGCUGUCUUUGUGAAGCUGCUGAAAGGGAUGGUCUGUGUGGACCCAGACAAGAAAUGGUUCCAGGAGUACCUGAGGAAGCAGAAGAAUCCAAACAGCACCUCCACGUGAAGCUGCCUUCCCCAAACCUCUAUUUAAUUGUACCCCAUAGUUCUCUGUGUGUGUGUUUUUGUGUCAUUAAUUUACAGAGCUGGCUCUGUCCCCUUCCC
This is a messenger RNA of Melospiza melodia melodia, 676 nucleotides long. Its product is annotated as C-C motif chemokine 13-like. Gene Ontology annotation, biological process: immune response. Lineage: Eukaryota; Metazoa; Chordata; Aves; Passeriformes; Passerellidae. The transcript is spliced from 3 exons. Gene Ontology annotation, molecular function: chemokine activity. The record is from RefSeq and is a predicted model, not a curated record. Gene Ontology annotation, cellular component: extracellular region. Bases 291 to 578 code for a protein of 95 amino acids.